AUUAAUCGACUGACCUCAGAUUUUCAUUCAGUUUGAUUUGAGAUUUUCACUUUGAUAAUUAAAUUUGUUUACUCUUGAACCUUUUCCUUUUAAUUGUAAAUUGUGAUCACAUUUUGUACAAAUGAUUGGGAACAAUUUAGAUUAUAAAGAAAAAUGAAAUUCGCUGAGGAAAAGCUUACAAUCUACAAACGGCUAACUUUUUCUGUUCCAAUUUGAUUCUGUCAAUAAUAUUUGUUUAUGUUUCAUUUGUGUUGAUUUUUGUUUUUAAUUGUUGAUUUUUUAUUCUGUUGAUUGAAUUAUUUCUGAUUCUUUGACAUUCGAUUAUAUUGGUUUCACAAUUCUCAGUGAUUGACACGCGUCUCUUUUAAGUUUGAAUAUCAAGUCGAAAAUCUCAUUAAGAUGACAUCUAAUAGUGCCCCAAGUGGAGAAAAUGUUAGCUCUGAUAAGCUAAUCAUGGGUCCUGAACCAAGUUCGUUUGCUAAAGGAUUUGGUUAUGAUGAAGCUGAAGAGGAAAGUGAUUCUCGAGAAUCAAUUACUCAUAUCCACCAUCAAGAUACUGAUGAUAAUGUUGCCAGUUCAUUUGGUGGUAUUUGUGGUGGUCAACCAAAGCCGAAAGUUUUAAUAAUGGGUUUGAGACGAAGUGGUAAAUCAAGUAUACAGAAAGUUGUAUUUCACAAAAUGUCCCCGAAUGAAACUUUGUUCCUCGAGAAUACCAACAAAAUUGUCAAAGAUGAUAUUUCCAAUUCAUCAUUUGUUUCCUUCUCAAUUUGGGAUUUUCCUGGUCAAAUCGAUUUCUUUGAUCCAACUUUUGAAACGGAAAAUAUUUUCGGUGGUUGUGGUGCUCUUGUGUUUGUGAUCGAUGCCCAAGAUGAUUAUGUUGAGGCUUUGUCCAAAUUAUAUACUACGGUAACUCGAGCCUUCAAGAUCAACCCGAACAUAAAGUUCGAAGUUUUUAUUCAUAAAGUUGAUGGUCUCUCGGACGAUUAUAAAAUAGACAUUCAAAGAGAUAUUCAACAAAGAGCUAACGAUGAACUAUUAGAUGAGGGUUUUAAAAAUAUUCAUCUCAGUUAUUAUCUAACCUCAAUCUACGAUCAUUCAAUAUUCGAAGCCUUUUCAAAAGUGGUUCAGAAAUUAAUUCCUCAACUGGGCACAUUGGAGAAUCUUCUUAAUAUUUUUAUAUCGAACUCAGGAGUUGAUAAAGCAUUCCUUUUUGAUGUUGUCUCUAAAAUUUAUAUCGCUACCGAUGGAAGUCCAGUCGAUAUGCAAUCAUAUGAACUAUGUUGCGAUAUGAUCGACGUCGUUAUCGAUAUUUCUUGUAUUUAUGGCAUCAAAGAUGACGGCGAAGGUGCAACUUUCGACUCUAAUUCAUCAGCCAUUAUAAAGUUGAACAACAAAACUGUUCUGUAUCUACAAGAAGUUAACAAAUUUCUUGCACUAGUUUGUCUAAUUAGUGAGAAUAAUUUUGAAAAACAAGGAUUAAUACAAUAUAACUUUUAUUGUUUUCGAGAUGCGAUUCAACAAGUCUUCGAGGACCGAUGUGCCAAACCUUUUUCUGAAACUUUACAAGAAAUUUCUUGUUAGUUAUGGUGUUGAAAUCUAUCCAAAGCAUCAUUGCCAUUCUCAUGUUGAUUACAAUUUCUUUUUUCGCCCAUCUUCUUCUUCUUCUCUCUCUCUCUCUCUCUCUCUCUCUCUCUCUCUCUCUCUCUCUCUCUCUCUCUCUCUCUCUCUCUCUCUCUCUCUCUACUUUCUUUCUUAAAAUCGUAGCGGAAAUGAAGUUUAAAAAUACUAGAGUGAGAGAGAUAGUAAUCACAAUCAAUUUGCUACCGGAAACUUUUUAAUUGUUUUCCAAUCGCUCAACGAAUUAAAUCUUGUUAUGUUUUCUUUAUCUAGAUUAUAAAUUUUAAUCCAGUUAAUUGGUUGGUAAUGUAUCUCUUUACCCCUUUUCUCAUCUUUUCUCUGUAACUAACUAAUUGCUGAAGACAAAAAAAAUCUAUUUCUAAAUCUAUUCUCGUAAAAAAAACUCUAAUGGUGAAAAUAAAUUAACUGAAAUCAUAA
Messenger RNA from Panonychus citri (citrus red mite), 2055 nucleotides. RefSeq names its product ras-related GTP-binding protein C-like. Gene Ontology annotation, molecular function: GTP binding; GTPase activity. Bases 400 to 1581 code for a protein of 393 amino acids. Gene Ontology annotation, cellular component: nucleus; lysosome; Gtr1-Gtr2 GTPase complex. The transcript is spliced from 5 exons. Gene Ontology annotation, biological process: cellular response to amino acid stimulus; cellular response to starvation; regulation of autophagy. NCBI's taxonomy places the organism in Eukaryota, Metazoa, Arthropoda, Arachnida, Trombidiformes, Tetranychidae. The record is from RefSeq and is a predicted model, not a curated record.